Molecule: messenger RNA, 3190 nt
Organism: Austrofundulus limnaeus
Lineage: Eukaryota; Metazoa; Chordata; Actinopteri; Cyprinodontiformes; Rivulidae
Gene: grhl1
Product: grainyhead-like transcription factor 1
Exons: 17
Coding region: 235-2088 (617 amino acids)
Biological process (GO): regulation of transcription by RNA polymerase II
Cellular component (GO): nucleus
Molecular function (GO): DNA-binding transcription activator activity, RNA polymerase II-specific; RNA polymerase II cis-regulatory region sequence-specific DNA binding
Source: RefSeq, a predicted model, not a curated record
GUUCUUCCUCUGUCCUCAGCUCCAGGUAUAGGCCACCAGCCGGGCCAAUCACAGCCGCGCUCGGGUUAAUCAACAAACAGGCCCCGCCUCCCACGGCACCUGUAAUCCAAUCCGCGGCCUCCUCACAGGGGACACCUUGUUUGUUGCCGCGGCCCUCAUCCAGGAGUUUUCCACCUUAAAGAAGACGGGUCGGAUUUUCAGAACCAACUAGAAAGUCCAGUUCGACCGACAGAGAUGUCACAGGAGCAUGACAAUAAGCGAGCGGUGUUGGUUCUUCAGAACAAGCAGGGUUAUGGCAGCCAGCGUCGCUCCUUCACCACAGAGGACGAAGCCUGGAAGUCGUUUCUGGAGAACCCGCUGACCGCCGCCACCAAAGCCAUGAUGAGCAUCAACGGAGACGAGGACAGCGCCGCAGCUCUCGGCUUUCUCUACGAUUACUARGAGGUGCCCAGGGAAAAGAGAACAAUACAGCCCAAGACAGAGUCUCUGGUCUCUGAUGUGGAUCCAAACAAAAGGCACCAAAUCCAGGCCAGACACCCAAUCGUUCCAAUCCAAGAAGCCGGCAUGGAGAACCGGAUCCAAGUCCUCAAAGCGCCAGUUAAUAUUCUUCAGCUGACCCAGGACAAGAGGGCACAUUUCCCUUCCCCAGACACGACUGUCACAGUUUCCAUCGCCACCGUGCCAACCUACACGCCCGUCAAGACGGAGGGGCCGCCCCAUGGUCACGAUUUCACCGUGACCGUGCCGAACAACUGCAACGAAACCGAUGGCCACGUGGGCGUCUUCAACCGCCACCUCCCCCAGAACACUGUCCAGUGCAGCCCCGGCACCCAGGCCCGCACGCCCCCCGACUCCACCUUCACCGAGGGAUUCAAGGACGGUUCCCAGGAGAUGUUUUCCUUCCCGGGAGAUCUCCAGUUACGCAUGGCCUCCAUGACGCCUGAGGACUACACUCAGUUUGACACCYCGCCGGGGAGUAAUUUUGAGUACUCUCUCGAGGCGUCCAAGUCCUUGCGUCAGAAAACUGGUGACGGGACAAUGACGUACCUCAAUAAGGGACAGUUUUACCCGAUCACCCUCAGGGAGGUCGACAGCAAAGGCAUUCAACAGCCCAUCACCAAAGUCAGGAGCGUAGUGAUGGUGGUGUUUGGAGAAGAAAAGUGCCGGGAUGAUCAGCUGAAACACUGGAAGUACUGGCACUCCAGACAGCACACGGCUAAACAYAGGUGUCUGGAUAUUGCUGACUACAAGGAAAGCUUCAACACCAUUGGCAAUAUCGAGGAGAUUUCUUAUAACGCCAUUUCCUUCACCUGGGACACAAAUGAAGAGGCCAAAAUCUUCAUCUCCGUCAACUGCCUGAGCACGGACUUCUCGUCUCAGAAAGGGGUGAAGGGUCUUCCCCUGAACCUGCAGAUUGACACGUACAGCUACAACAACCGCAGCAACAAACCCAUCCACCGCGCCUACUGCCAGAUCAAAGUCUUCUGUGACAAGGGAGCAGAGAGGAAGAUCCGGGACGAGGAGAGGAAACAGUCACGCCGGAAAGGGAAGGGGCCCGAGCUGGCUGCCAGUCUGGCCUUUUCCGAUGUAAAAGUCCCCCUCCUCCAGAAGCGGAACGACGUGACCAUCUUCAAGACGAUGGCUGACCUUGAGACCCAGCCGGUCCUGUUCAUCCCCGACCUUCACUUCUCCAACUUCCAGCGCCACCCUUUCGCAGCAGAGGAGGGAGAAGACAGCACGGGUAUGAGGAGAUUACCCUUCAGUGAUGACGAGUUUGUUUCGCCACCGAACAAGAUGGCGAGAGUGGACGAGCCGAAGAAAGUCCUGCUGUACGUGCGCAAAGAAUCAGAGGAGGUGUUUGAUGCCCUCAUGCUGAAGAAUCCCACGCUGCAAGGCCUGGUGGAAGCUAUUUCAGAGAAAUACGAGCUGCCUCUGGACAAAGUUGGAAAAGUCUACAAGAAGUGCAAGAAAGGUAUUCUAGUCCACAUGGACGACAACAUCAUCAAACACUACUCCAAUGAAGACACCUUUCAGAUCAGCAUGGAGGAAAUUGGCGGCAUGUACAAACUAACCCUCACUGAGAUCUGAUUGGAGGAGCCAKACAGCGACGGGAAAUAAAUGGAGGUUUACACUUCUGGCUUUACAGCGAUUCUGGACUGGAUCUGAAACUUAAAUAAUGUGGUCUUUGUGCUGUUUGGUGUCAAGCAAGAAAGAAAGUCCAAAAAAUUGGUAAAUCAAAGCUGGACCUUUUUUAAAAAAAAGAAAACAAACAGUGCUAAAUUUGAGAUGUAAAUUUUGUGAUUAAAUAUAAGAUGUUUUUAUGUGUGUGCGUAGCAGUUGCAAAGUGAGGACAUAUUUGAAUAUUAGGAUGUUCUUUGUUUUUAGUAAAAAAAAUCUGAUCUGUAACUCAUAUAUAAAAGUGGCUACUUUUUUUAUAAAUAUUGUUCAUGGUUGCAGAACAGUUGUGGAGCUGCUAUACCUCAAGCUAUGCAAGCAGCAGAGUGUCUUUAUUCAUAGGCUGGACUUUUAUUGUGAAAAGACAUUGUUUUUUUUUCCUUCCAGAAAGCCAUAUAGCACUGAUGACUGCAGUCUGCAAAGUUGAAUAUUUUGCACUCGAAAAGACGGCAGUGAAUUGCUGAUGAGCCUUUGUGGUUCUGUGUUAAUACUAAACAGUAUGGCAGUAUUUGGGAUGUCAACAUAUGGUUAUAGAAUGCUGUAAAUGUUUGUUUUUUUAGGAUAUGAUGCUAUUUUGAAUGAAAAUACUUAAAAAAUGUUUUCCUUUUAAAUCAGUUUAAAUAAGAUGCUCUUUUAAGUAUUACGUUGUUGUGUUUCUGAAUGUUGAUAGAGUAGGUCAGUUAAUAAUAUCUAGGCUGUCCCUGCAGUGCAAUAAUGCUCAGGCACAUUCAGAGAAAAUUAUUCCUCUAUUGCCAUAAUUUACACACUGAUCUUUUUUUUAAUGAAAAUAUUGUUGUAGAUAUUGACUGGAAAAAGGAUCCGUAUGAACCCUUUUUUUAUAUUUCAGUACUUGUGUAAAUAUUUAUUAAGAAAAUGGAGGUGGGUCUCUACAUAUAUUAAUCAGCUUUCUAUUAUUUCUAAUAUAUCUACAUGUACUUUUAUAUGAAGUUAUUCCAACAUUAUACAACAAGGAUUUAUUGUACAAAGUGUCCAAUAAAAGCUCUAUUGGCUGCCA